AUGUCGAAGUUACAGCAUCUUCUACCGGUCAAUGGAGCUUGGAAACAAGAUGUGACGAAUUGGAUUCAAGAGGAUAUUCCUAGUUUUGAUUUUGGAGGCUUCGUUGUUGGAUCAGCCCUCAAAUCAGCUGCUCUUUGGAUGAAAGAAGAAGGUGUGCUUAGCGGAGUGCCGUUUGCUCAAGAAGUGUUCGACCAAUGCAAGCUAGAGGUUGUUUGGUUCUUUGAAGAAGGCUCCUUUUUAAGUCCAGAGGUGGGCCAGAAAAUACGGGUGGCAGAGAUUCGCGGGGAAGCACGCAACAUAUUAGUUGCCGAAAGAACAGCGUUGAAUCUGCUCAGUAGAAGCUCAGGAAUUGCCACAGCCUCCCGGAAUCUGGUGAAGGCCGCAAGAGAAACUGGAUACCAGGGUCUCAUCGCAGGUACGCGCAAAACUACCCCAGGACUCCGCAGGCUAGAAAAAUAUUCAAUGCUUGUUGGUGGUUGCGACACGCACAGAUAUGACUUGUCUUCGAUGGUGAUGCUCAAAGACAAUCAUAUAUGGUCCACGGGCUCUAUAACGCGUGCAGUGACGGAUGCUCGUUCCGUUUGUGGUUUCGCUGUUAAAAUUGAAGUUGAGUGCCAAUCCGAAGAGGAGGCUGAUGAGGCCAUUACUGCAGGUGCGGAUGUAAUCAUGCUUGACAAUUUCACAGGCGAGACGUUGCAAAUUGCUGCUCAGAAUCUAAAGCAGAGGUGGCAGGGCGAAAAGCAGUUCUUGUUAGAAUGCAGUGGCGGUUUGAAGCUCAGCAACAUCAACGAGUAUCUCUGCGAACACAUUGACAUUUACAGCACUAGCAGCGUUCACCAGGGCACGAAUGUGGUGGAUUUUUCCCUCAAAAUAGAAGUACCCAAUUGA
Molecule: messenger RNA, 888 nt
Organism: Lachancea sp. 'fantastica'
Lineage: Eukaryota; Fungi; Ascomycota; Saccharomycetes; Saccharomycetales; Saccharomycetaceae
Source: the annotation of a GenBank genome assembly